Messenger RNA from Amphibalanus amphitrite, 3627 nucleotides. RefSeq names its product cullin-4B-like. The transcript has 13 exons. Lineage: Eukaryota; Metazoa; Arthropoda; Thecostraca; Balanomorpha; Balanidae. Gene Ontology annotation, biological process: ubiquitin-dependent protein catabolic process; protein ubiquitination; DNA damage response. Gene Ontology annotation, molecular function: ubiquitin protein ligase binding. Bases 473 to 2749 code for a protein of 758 amino acids. The record is from RefSeq and is a predicted model, not a curated record. Gene Ontology annotation, cellular component: Cul4-RING E3 ubiquitin ligase complex.
GACAAAUUUGAAAGCCUUUUUGAAUAUUUAGAAUAUUUCCGUGGUGAAGCGGUCUCGCGCCGACAAUGGAAUUUGUGACGUCAUUUUGAUUUUAAGCUACUGCUUUUAUUAUAUACAAAAUUAUCUCAUCCUUGAUAUCUUUUGCGUCAGGUCGUGCUUGAUGGUGUUUUGGUGUGAAUUGCUCUGCCCGUGGCUGCUCCAAGCUCAUCAGUUAAAGGCAACUAAUUGGAAUAUAUUAUAACUUGGUCACCAAAUUCUUCAGAAAGUUUGUAAUAGUAAAGGGUUUUACAGCGAGUCAGUUGCAAAUCGAUCACUGAGCAAUCGAAUCAUCUGCGCAAGAAGUGCCGCGCUGGCCGUGCCUGACGCUGAUUGGUAUCGGCGGCGGUUCUUUUUCGGUUAAUUCUAAAUAGUCACCAUAGGUACCAGGACGCCAACUCAUUUUGAUUCCCCUGCUGGAGAAGGGGACAAUCAAAUGGCUGAAACAGUCCAAUCAAAAAGACCAAAUUUUUCUGCAAUAAAUUUGGGAGGCAAUGGCAUUAAUGCUGGAGCAAGCCAAGCUGCGUCGAAGUCUGGCUCGGCAAAGAAGCUGGUCAUCAAAAACCUACGAGAGCGGCCAAAGCUACCAGAGAACUACCAGGAGGUGACGUGGAGUAAGCUGAAGGAGGCAGUGCUGGCGAUCCAGCAGUCACGUUCCAUCACCUACAGCCUGGAGGAGCUCUACCAGGCCGUGGAGAACAUGUGCAACCAUAAAAUGGCCGCUCAGCUGUACGCCAAUCUGAAAGCGCUGACGGAGGCGCACGUGAAGCAGCAGGUGCUGGGAUUUCUGGGAGACGAGCUGGCCGACCGUGACCUGUUCCUGCGCGCCAUGAACGAGUGCUGGCAGAACCACUGUCGGCAGAUGAUCAUGGUGCGCAGCAUCUUCCUCUACCUAGACCGCACCUACGUGCUGCAGAGUCCGGCCGUGCUCAGCAUAUGGGACAUGGGUCUGGACACGUUCCGGACCCACGUCAUCACCGACGAGCUGGUCCAGAACCGCACCGUCACCGGCCUGCUGUCCCUGAUCGGCUGCGAGCGCGCCGGCGAGGCCGUCGACCGCAUCUUGCUCAAGUCGCUACUGCGCAUGCUCUGUGACCUGCAGAUCUACCAGGCGGCCUUUGAGGACAGGUUCCUGCAGGCCACGGACCGGCUGUACGCGGCCGAGGGCCAGCGGCUGCUGCACGAGCGGGACGUGCCCCAGUACCUGGCGCACGUGGACCGCCGCCUCCAGGAGGAGCACGAGCGGCUGCUCUACUACCUGGACGCCAGCACGCGGCGCAUGCUCAUCUACUCGGUGGAGAAGCAGCUGAUCAGCGAGCACCUGGUGACGCUGCUGCAGAAGGGGCUGGACCAGCUGCUGGAGCAGGGCCGCCACCAGGAGCUGCGACUCCUCUACAGCCUCGUCUCCCGCGUCAAAAACGGCCUGGUCGAACUCGGCACCGGCAUGAGCACUUACGUCAAGAAGCGCGGCCGUACGAUUGUGGUGGACGAGGAGAAGGACCGCGCCAUGGUCCAGGAGCUGCUCGAGUUCAAAGACCACAUGGACAACAUCAUGGUCCAGUGCUUCCAGAACAACGACAAGUUCAUGCAGCUGCUGCGGGACGCCUUCGAGAACUUCAUCAACCAGCGACAGAACAAGCCGGCAGAGAUGAUCGCCAAGUACAUCGACACGAAGCUGCGCUCCGGUAACAAGGAAGCCACCGAGGAGGAACUGGAGCGGCUCAUGGACAAAAUCAUGGUGCUUUUCCGCUUCAUACACGGCAAGGACGUCUUUGAGGCCUUCUACAAAAAGGACCUGGCCAAGCGGUUGCUGCUGGGAAAGUCGGCCAGCGUGGACGCCGAAAAGUCGAUGCUCAGCAAGCUGAAGCAGGAGUGCGGCGCCGGCUUCACGUCCAAGCUGGAGGGCAUGUUCAAGGACAUGGAGCUCAGCAAGGACAUCAUGCUCACCUUCAAACAGCACCUGGCCAACCAGCGGAAGCCGCCGUCGCUCGACCUGAACGUCAACAUCCUGACGAUGGGCUACUGGCCGACGUACCCGCCGGUGGAGGCGCACCUGCCGCCAGACAUGUUCACCCUGCAGAAGACCUUCAACGAGUUCUACCUGUCUAAGCACAGCGGCCGGAAGCUGCAGUGGCAGCCCUCGCUCGGGCACUGCCUGCUCCGGGGAAACUUCAAAUGCGGGUACAAGGAGCUGCACGUGUCCCUAUACCAGGCGCUGGUGCUGCUGCUGUUCAACGACAGCACCGAGCUGACGCUGGAGGAAGUGCAGGCCUCCACCAAAAUCGAGAAGGACGAGCUGAGGCGCACGGUGCAGUCGCUGGCCUGCGGCAAGGCGCGAGUGAUACAGAAGGUGCCGCGCGGGAAGGACAUCAACCCGGGCGACAAGUUUGUGUUUAACCGCGAGUUCACUCACCAGCUGUACAGAAUCAAAAUCAACCAGAUCCAGCUCAAAGAGACGAUGGAGGAACAGAAGGACACGGAGGAGCGCGUCUUCCAGGACCGACAGUACCAGAUUGACGCCGCCAUCGUGCGCAUCAUGAAGAUGCGCAAGUCGCUCUCCCACAGCCUGCUCAUAUCGGAGCUGUAUCACCAGCUCAAGUCGCAGUUCCAGGUCAAGCCGACCGAUCUGAAGAAGCGGAUCGAAUCUCUCAUCGACCGUGACUACAUGGAGCGGGACAAGGACAGUCCCAACACGUACAACUACGUGGCCUGAGUCAGUGAGCUCUGUGAGACUGUACGGCGGACUCUGUGAGACUGUACGGAACGCGCCGUGUGUCUGUCCGCCCGCCGCCGCCGUCAGGGCGCAGUGGCGCUGCCUGGCGGCGGCGGGUCAACCUGGGGUUCGGAGGAGCUCCACAAGUUGUCUGUGAGUGGACAGGGUACUGACUGGUCGGUCGGGCUGGGAAGGUGUUUCGCUACCGACCUGGCCUAGCGCCUGUGGCACAGUCGUGGGCUCGGACCGCUGCUGACCGCUCGGAGUGCCAGAGUCCGGCACCCCGAGUGCGUGUGUCGCUGAGUGCCCCCGACGAUCAGUGGAAGUACCAGGACCGCUCAGCUCGCCCUGUCAAGUGCCGAUCGGCUGGAUGGGUCAGCAGUCGAGACGGGGGCCGGGGUAGGUCGCCAGUGGCCCCGCUGGGGUAACUGAAUGCCAGGCACUAGGAAACGGAGCUCUUACAGGAACCUCGUCAGAUCGCGAGAUUCAGCCCGAGCCGGGUGCGCAGUCAGCGGGAGCAGCCCGCGUGAGUUCGUCACGUGGAGGCGAUCAGGCGGAUUGUGAGCACGUUUUGAUGCAGCGAAAAGUGAUCUAGUGUGUGAAGCUGCUGUACGACGUGUGUCUGUGUCUGUGUUUGUAUGUGUGGUUGUGUGUGAGGGCGGGCCGGGGCGAGUGUUCAGUGAACGCCCGGUCGCCGUGAGGGGGUGUUAGGUCAGGACCGUUCCGCCGCGGUGCGGUCCGGCGUUGUCAGAGUGUUGUACGGCCCGAAUCGUGUCGGCCGCAGGGCGUAUGUCGGUGUGUUUACAUUCAGGCCUGUCGGCCUGCCGCGUUGCUCUUUCCUGCGUUUAUGAAGAGAGAAAUAUAGAUGGCACAGGUGA